Messenger RNA from Closterium sp. Yama58-4, 486 nucleotides. The record is from the annotation of a GenBank genome assembly. NCBI's taxonomy places the organism in Eukaryota, Viridiplantae, Streptophyta, Zygnematophyceae, Desmidiales, Closteriaceae.
AUGCAUCCCGGGAGCCGUUUCACACCCACCGUUAAAAUCACGAACCUCUGUCCCGCGGCAUCGUACGGCGGGUGGUGCGACGGCGGGAAGCUGAGUGUGACUCUAUCGAGCGAAGUGUGGGCGCAAAUCGCGCGGAAUCCGUCCGUGGGAGUGGUGCCGGUAGAGGUGUCGCGCGUGAGGUGUCCGAGCGGCGGUGGUGUGAUGUUCAACGUUACCGGCGAUGGGUUCUACAUCUCAGUUCUUCCGCUCAACGUGGGCGGAUCGGGGGACAUCAAGCGGAUGGAUCUGUCGGUUGGCGGAGGGCCGUGGUUCAUGAUGAAACGAAGCUUCGGCACCGUCUUCGAACUUGUCGGCCAGCCGUUAACCGGCAAAGCGCUGUCGUUUCGCAUCUGGCCCCGCGCGGAACCGAGACCCGUUAUAGUGCGAAAUGCGAUUCCCCCGUAUUGGACGGCGAGUAGCGUCUACAGGACUAAGAUCAACUUGUAA